This is a messenger RNA of Sinocyclocheilus rhinocerous, 12289 nucleotides long. Its product is annotated as serine/threonine-protein kinase SMG1-like. Gene Ontology annotation, cellular component: nucleus; chromosome. Gene Ontology annotation, molecular function: protein serine/threonine kinase activity; protein binding. Bases 168 to 11090 code for a protein of 3640 amino acids. NCBI's taxonomy places the organism in Eukaryota, Metazoa, Chordata, Actinopteri, Cypriniformes, Cyprinidae. Gene Ontology annotation, biological process: DNA damage checkpoint signaling; nuclear-transcribed mRNA catabolic process, nonsense-mediated decay; telomere maintenance. The record is from RefSeq and is a predicted model, not a curated record. The transcript is spliced from 62 exons.
AGAAGGAAAGAGUAGAGAAAUAGAUGGGAGGGUCAGGCCGCUGCCUCUCAGUUUCAAACAUUCAGUGCAUUUCAAACCUGUGCAUGGACAUAAACUGAACGGUGAAAGUAGGGUUUGUUUGCGGACUCCUCCCGUGUUAGACGGGUCAUGCUGUCUUCGCGAAGGUAAUGAGCCGCAAAGCCCUCGGGUCUCGGCUGAGCAGCGCCCACAAACUGCAGCGAAACUGGAAUGACUGGCAGCCCAGAGGCGACAGUCUGUCAGCCAGCCAGGACGGUGUGAAGAGCAGUGUCUCUAGAUACCGUGGUUCAGAAGUUCUUUUCGACAUUCUGCCCUCUGACCAGCCUGGCACCCCACCACUGCACAAUGAUGCCUUCACUGCUGCAGAUGUACUCGAAGAAGGAGGUGGAUAUGAUGCUGAUGGAGGCCUCUCUGAAAAUACUUAUGGUUGGAAGUCGCUGGGGCAAGAGUUGAGAAUCAAUGAUGUGACUACUGAUAAAACCACUUUUCAGCAUGGAAACCGUGCUUUAGCUACAAAGGACAUGAGGAAAUCACAGGACCGACCGUUGGCUCACUCCGAGGAGUCUCGUCUGGCCAAUCUUCUGCGGAGAGCGUCACGAGAAGAUGACCGGGAACGCAGACUGGCCACUAUGAAACAAAUGAGGGAGUUCAUUGUGCACUCUGAAAAUAAAGUGGUCCUAGUGAAACAGUUGGAUUCCAUUUUGAGCACCCUGAAUGACAUUUUGAACGAGAGUAGUAAGCUCCUGCAGGAGCUCAGGCAGGAGGCCGCGUGCUGCCUGGGAUUGCUCUGUGCCGCCCUCAGUUAUGAAGCCGAGCGGAUCUUCAAGUGGAUGUUCCUCAAGUUCAGUGUGUCCACAAAGGAUGAGGUGAAGCUUCUGUACCUGGUGGCAGUGCACAAGGCACUUGAAACGGCAGGGGAGAAGAAGGCUUUUUCAUCUGUAAUGCAGUUGGUGAUGAGCAGCCUUCAGUCUAUCUUGGAGAACUUGGACACGCCAGAGCUGUUGUGCCAAAGUGUAAAAUGUAUUUUACUGUUGGCCCGGUGUUAUCCACACGUAUUCAGCACCAACUUCAGAGACACAGUGGAUAUCUUAGUAGGUUGGCAUAUAGACCACACACAGAAACAGUCUCUUACUCAACAAGUGUCUGGCUGGUUACAGAGUCUGGAGCAGUUUUGGGUCGCAGAUUUGGCCUUUUCAACUACAUUAUUGGGUCAGUUUUUGGAAGACAUGGAGGCGUAUGCUGAGGAUUUGAGUCAUGUUGUAUCUGGGGAAUCAGGUGACGAGGACAUUCCCCCUCUCGCAGUAUCCCUGCCAAAACUGGCAGCCCUGUUGAGAGUUUUUAGCACAGUUGUGCACAGCAUCGGAGAACGAUUCAACCCUAUCAGAGGGCCUCCGAUCACAGAAGCAUAUGUCACUGAUGUUUUGAACCGUGUUUUAGCCUGUGUCACCACAGCCAAGCAGGUGUUCUUCUCGGAGGCAGUGCUGACAGCAGGAAAUGAGUGUGUGUGUGUCCUGCUGGUGAGCAUGGACUUGGGCAACCAGCUGAUUGAUGCUGUAAUCUCUUAUGGCCUAGACCAGCUGGACAGCUGCCAGUGCUGCGGACCAGAAUACAGCAUGUCCGUUCUCACCCUGCUUACACUGAUUGUUGACCAGAUAAACACCAACAUCCCGGCUGCUUUUGUGGAGAAGUUGCUGGCCUCAAAUUCCCAACUCUUGGAGCUGCGUUUCCACAGAGAAAGAGAGGUGAUGGCAGCUGCACAUGGAGUGUAUCAUGCUGUGCUGAGCCUAAAGAACAUCCCUACCCUGGAGGCAGCUUAUAAACUGGUCUUGGGCGAGAUGGUCUGUGCGCUGAACAGUUUGCUCAGCCCUCUGGGUUUGCCUGCUGCCUGUCCUAACAUACAACAUCCUGCCUUUAGCCAGCUGCAGUUCAGCCCAGAGAGAGCAGAGUUUAUCCUUAUCUUCGACCUCAGUGCUCUCACCACCAUUGGCAACACCAAGAACUCCCUCAUCGGGAUGUGGGCUUUGUCCCCUACUGUGUUUGCCCUGCUCAGUCAGAAUCUGGUUGUAGUUCACUCUGAUUUGGCAGUUCAUCACCCUGCUGUCCAGUAUGCAGUGCUCUACACUCUCUAUUCUCACUGCACCAGACAUGAUCACUUUAUCUCAAGCAGCCUGAGCUCUUCGUCUCCAUCCCUUUUUGAUGGUGCUGUCAUCAGCACAGUUACCACAGCAACCAAAAGGCAUUUCAGCACGCUCCUUAAUUUGCUGGGUAUGCUGCUCAGCAAGGAUCAUCUCAACCCUGAGGCGAGGCGGCUGUUACUCACCUGGUCAUUAGAGGUGUCUCUGAUGAUGAAGAAAUCUGAAACCUACUCCCCUCUGUUCUCACUCCCAUCCUUCCUCAAAUUCUGCAAAGGCUUACUGGCAAAUUCCUUGAAUGAAGACCCCACCAUAUGUCUGCAGGCAUGUAACAGUCUUCAGGUUGUGUCAUCUUCCUUGACCACAGAGCUUCUCCAGAGGUGCGUGGACGUUUGCCGAGUUCAGCUGGUCCACUCAGCAGUCCGAGUCCGGCAGGCCUUUGGGAAAUUGCUGAGAUCUGUUCCCAUGCACGUUGCAUUGAGUGCCCGUGGUCACUCUGAGAUUAAGGAGAUUUCUCUGGCCAUCCGCCGACACAUGAGCAAAGUGCCUAGCAACACAUUCCACCCACAGGACUUCUCUGACCUCAUUGGGUUUAUUCUGUAUGGAACUGUCCACCGUGGGGGUAAGGAACCCUGGUUGGAGAGGCUGUACCACAGCUGUCAGAGGCUGGAGAAGAAAGACUCCGCUAUGGUGCCCCGUGCCCUGCUGAAGACUGAGGUGGUGCUGUGGCAGUGGGCGGUUUGGGAGGCCGCUCAGUUCACUGUUCUCUCUAAACUCCGGACCCCUCUGGGACGAGCCCAGGAUACUUUCCAGACCAUAGAGGGUAUGAUCCGCAGCCUGGCGGCUCACAGUCUGAACACAGAGCAGGAGUUGAGUCAGUGGAGUGGAGGAGAGAGUGAUGAGGGUCACCACACCAAUCAGCUCCGCCUGGCUCUGCUUCUGCAGUUCCUGGAAAACCUGGAGAAACUCAUGUACAAUGCGUAUGAAGGCUGUGCCAGCGCUCUCACUGCACCACCGAAGGGCAUCAGAACAUUUUUCUAUACAAACAGACAGACGUGCCAGGACUGGCUAACCAGAAUUCGUUUGGCACUGAUGAGGGUGGGCCUCCUCUCGGGUCAGCCAGCAGUCACGGUCCGUCAUGGCUUUGACCUGCUCACUGAGAUCAAGAACAGUAGUGCACAGGGGCCAGAAAUGGAGGUGCCAAUCACCAUGUUAGUGGAGGCGUUGUGUGAGCUGCGAUGCCCUGAAGCCAUACAAGGUCUGGCAGCCUGGAGUCUGGCCAACAGUGGCAAGAGCCUGGGCUGGCUGGGAUCAGUGGCGCUGCAGGCUGAGGGAAAGUUUGAGAAGGCAGCGUUAGAGUACCAAGAGCAGCUGUGUGCCGUCACAGGAAUGGACUGCUCCAUUAAAGGCUUUGAUUGCUCCCUGUUAAAACUCACUGGCUCCAACACCUCCAGCCCAAAACACACCAGCAGUGGAGAUGGAAGGAAAACUGUGUUGUUGAAGUCCAGUGAGUGUUCUCCAGAAGUGCUCAACUUCCUGGCUAAUAAGGCCUGUGAGUGUUAUGUGGCCCUGAGCGACUGGGAGUCCGUGCAGGAGUGGCAGGCCAGCAUGAUGAACCUCAAAAAGAACAGCAGCAGUUCCAGUGUCAACCUCAAGACAGACUUUAACUACAUCAGAGCUCUGAGCAGGUUUGAGGAGGGGGAUUUCGCAGAGUGCCGUGUCCAGUUGGAGUUGCUCCCUGGGGAGGAUUAUGGCCUUCUUAACUCUUCAACUAAGGACAAGAUUGACCUGAAGAGGCUUCUUCCUGCUGUGUUGAGCCCAGACCCAUCAGAGCUCCAGAAGGCCAUUGAGGUACAGCUCCUUAGAAGCGCUGUUGGAGCCAUCACUGCGACCAAUCACGAACAGGACCAGAAGGUUCUCGCAUCAUCUGACACCCUGGUGAAGUACCUGAAACAGACGGGCCGCAUCUCUCUGGGUCCCCUGCGUCUCUCCACUCUCACUCUGUCUGACUCCUUGCCCACUCUCAGCACCCUGCAGCUGCACUGUGCCAACUCUCUAGAGAACUCGCUCUGCAACCAGCACCCAGAGGACUGCUUAAUUCCGCUCUUCAGUGAAGCUUUGACCACCUGCAAGCAGCAGGAUGUUCAGCCAUGGCUACAUGCUCUCCGAUACACCACUUUCCAGCGGCAGCUCUUCCAAAAACUCAAAGGAUCAUCUGCUCCAGUGGACUCUCACCUGAUGGAGCUUUGUCUGACUGCGGUGAAAUUUGCUCGUAAGCAAGGAAACAUCGCCCUGGCCACGCGUCUGCUGAGUCUGUGCAACAAGCCAUCAGUGAGCGACUCAGAAGGUCAGGACCUGGUGCAAAGCUUCAGGCAGCUGUCACUAGAAGGCACUGUUGGGGAGAAGUGGGGACCAGAGCUGGAGAUCGAGAAGGCUAAAGUUCUGUUUGCUGCUGGUCAGUCCGUAUCUGCUAUGGAAAUGCUGAGCUCCUGUGCGCUGUCGUACUGUCACUCUGGAAAGUGUGAGCGUGCAGCCUGUCGCUCUGUGCUUACUCUGUGCAAAUGGCUUUUGGCCGACUGGAAAGAUCUGACUCCACAACUCAAAAUGGUGGUGAAGAGGAACUCUGGUUCUACCAGCCUCUCAGCUCUCUCAAAAAACAUCUCUGGCCUGUUGGAGCUGCCGCUGGAAGAUCAGGGAAUGCCACAUAUUACAACAGAGACUACAGUCAGUGUUGGUGUCGGGGAGCCAGACUUCGUGCUUGGGCAGCUGUACCAACUCUCAACUACUCAGGCUCCUGAAGUGGCCAAAUCAUGGGCUGCUCUGGCCAGCUGGGCAUACAGAUGGGGCAGAAAGGUUGUGGACAAUGCCAGUCAAGGAGAAGGGGUUCCGUUGCUCCUUGGGGAGAAGAAAGAAAUAGAGGACUUGCUCCCAGCAGGCACCAGUGAUGAGGACAAGGAAACCAUUUUCGGCAUUUUGGGUCAAGCCAUGUGUCGUCCAGCUGGAAUUCAGGAUGAGGACAUGGCCUUGCAGAAUGAAGAGGAUGAGGAGGACGACAUGGUGGAUGUGAUCGGCCGACAGCUGUUGAGUGCCUGCCCGUGGCUGUCUGAGUUGGAGGACACUGUGACCGAUGGGCUGAUUGGGGUGUGGAGGAGAGUGGUUGACCGAAUCUUCAGCCUGUACCGGGUCUCCUGCAGAGCGUACUUCACCUUCCUUAAACUCAACGCUGGGCAGGUGCCCAUAGAUGAAGACGACCUCAAGCUGCUCCUGAACAACCAGAGCAGCAAACAGAGCAGCGAUGAUGUCAUUGUCAUGGCAACCCUCCGUCUGCUGCGCUUGCUUGUGAAGCAUGCUGGGGAAUUAAGAGAGGGUCUGGAACACGGCCUGGCAUCCACCCCCACUGCACCCUGGAGAGGUAUCAUCCCUCAGUUAUUCUCCAGACUAAAUCACCCUGAGGCUUACAUCCGCCAGAGCAUCUGCAGCCUGCUGUGCAGAGUGGCCCAAGAUUCACCCCACCUUAUCCUCUACCCUGCCAUUGUUGGCUCUAUCUCUCUUGGUGGAGAGGCUCAGGCUGCAGGUAAUAAGCUGCCGUCGUCCCUGCCAACCCUUCUUGGGAACAUGCAGGGAGAGGCUCUUUGUGGAUGUGAGAGUGAGACGGGCAGCGGGCCGACUUCUCAAGAGAGCAGCCGCGGGGAAGAGAUGAUGUAUUCUAGUGAAGACCAAGCCAUGAUGCAGGACUGCUACAGCAAGAUUGUAGACAAGCUCUCUUCUGCCAACCCCACCAUGGUGCUACAGGUGCAAUUGUUGGUGGGCGAGCUGAGGAGGGUCACUCUGCUCUGGGACGAGCUCUGGCUGGGGGUCUUGCAGCAGCAACACAUGCACGUUCUGCGCAGGAUUCAACAGCUGGAGGACGAGGUCAAAAGGGUUCAGAACAACAACACUCUGCGCAAGGAUGAGAAGGUGGCUAUUAUGAGAGAGAAGCACUCUGCUCUGAUGAAGCCUGUGGUAUUUGCACUGGAUCACGUACGCAGCAUCACGGCUGCUCCGGCGGAGACUCCUCACGAGGCGUGGUUUCAGGAGACGUAUGGAGAGGCCAUCCACAAUGCUCUAGAGAGACUGAGGAGCCCUCUUAAUCCAGCCAAUCCUGCCAGCAGCUGGGUGCCCUUCAAACAGAUCAUGCUGAGCUUGCAGCAAAGGGCACAAAAACGGGCUAGUUACCUCCUGCAGCUAGAUGAGAUCAGCCCCCGUCUGACUGCCAUGACCAACACAGAGAUGGCGCUGCCAGGGGAGGUGUCUGCUACAGAUGCAGUCACCAUCCAGAGCGUAGGCAAUACCAUCACCAUCCUGCCGACUAAAACCAAACCCAAGAAGCUCUACUUUCUAGGCUCUGAUGGCAGAAAUUAUCCUUACCUAUUCAAAGGAUUGGAGGACUUGCAUUUGGAUGAGAGGAUCAUGCAGUUCUUGUCAAUCGUCAACACCAUGUUCACUAAAGUGAAUCAACAGGAGAGUCCAAGGUUUCACGCCCGUCAUUAUUCUGUCACACCGCUGGGCACCAGAUCAGGCCUCAUCCAGUGGGUGGAUGGAGCCACUCCACUAUUUGGUCUGUACAAACGCUGGCAGCAGCGUGAGGCUGUGGUCCAAGCCCAGAAGGCACAGGACUCCUUCCAGCAACCUCAGAAUCUUCCCAUGGUUCCACGGCCCAGUGAGCUCUAUUACAGUAAGAUCAGUCCUGCCUUAAAGGCUGUCGGCCUCAGUUUGGAUGUGUCACGCCGUGACUGGCCGUUGAAUGUCAUGAGAGACGUUCUCCGAGAGCUGAUGGAGGCUACACCCCCUAAUCUCUUGGCAAAGGAGCUCUGGUGCUCCUGUACCACCCCCAGUGAGUGGUGGAGCGUGACUCAGUCUUAUGCCAGAUCCACUGCUGUAAUGUCAAUGGUGGGAUACAUCAUUGGAUUAGGAGAUCGUCAUCUUGACAAUGUGCUGAUUGAUAUGACGACUGGUGAGGUGGUACACAUUGACUACAACGUCUGUUUUGAGAAGGGAAAAAGCUUGAGAGUACCAGAGAAGGUUCCUUUCCGUAUGACACACAAUAUUGAGACCGCUUUGGGGGUCACAGGGGUGGAGGGCAUCUUUAGAUUGUCCUGUGAACAGGUCAUCCAGAUAAUGCGCCGUGGUAGAGAGACCCUCUUGACUCUUUUGGAGGCGUUUGUCUAUGACCCUCUGGUGGACUGGACAGCAGGUGGCGAGGUGGGCUUUGCAGGGGCUGUGUAUGGAGGUGGUGGUCAGCAAGCAGAGAACAAGCAGAGCAAGAGAGAGAUGGAGCGAGACAUCACAUGUAGCCUCUUCUCCUCCCGUGUGGCUGAGAUUAAGGUGAACUGGUUCAAGAACCGUGAUGAGAUGAUUGGAGUGCUGCCGCAGGUGGAGGAGGCAGUGGAUGAGUACCUAAACCUGCAGGAGCAGCUCACACAAGUGGAGAAAGUGCAGGGCAAGCUGCUGGAGGAGAUGGAGUUCCUGGAGGGAGCGGACACCAGAGCAGAUCAUCCCAUCCACUCCCUGGAGCACAGAUUUUCCGAGCACACUCAGUUGCAGUCCAGGCAGAGAACUGUACAGGAUGCUAUUCAGGGGAAGUUGUCAGAUCUGGAUCAGUGCAUCUCUCAGUAUCAUGCUGCCUUUGCCAGUCUAGAGGCCACUCAGCUUGCCAGUCUCCUCCAGGAGAUCAGUAGCCCUAUUGAUUUAGGUCCACCUAGCUAUGUGCCAGCAACAUCUUUCUUGCAGAAUGCAGGCCAGGCACAUCUAAUUAGCCAGUGUGAGGCACUGGAGGCAGAGGUGAGCGCUUUGUUACAGCAGAGGCGCUCUCAGCUGCGUGGCUGUCUCGAGCACCUGCACAGCUAUGCCACCGUGGCCUUGCUGUACCCCCGUGCGGUGCUGCUCAGGCACAGAGUUCACACGUGGAAACAGUGGAUGGAGGAGCUGGUGUGUGACAUGACCGUCGAUCACUGCCAGACCGUCUAUCACCAGUAUGAAAUGCAGUUUGCACCCCAGCCCCCUCCUGCCACAUGUCAGUUCCUGUCUAGCAUCGAGAUGGCGCUGCAGCACCAUGCAGCAGAAACCAACACUCGGCUGCUGCGGCAGGUAGAGCGUCUGAAGGCAGAGGGCGCUGGUGUGCCCGUUUGUGAGGAGCAGCUGCAGGAGAUCGAGCGCUGCAUCAAAGUCUUCCUGCUCGAGGACACCGAGCUCGGGUCCUUCAGCCUGGCCGGCAUCAUCGUCUCUGCCCUCUGUGCCCUCACCAGGCGUAACCUGGUGAUGGAGGGAGCUGCAGCCAGUGCCGGAGAGCAGCUGGUGGAGCUGACGUCCCGUGAUGGUGCCUGGUUCCUGGAAGAGCUCUGCAGUAUGAGUGGAAACAUCACGUGCCUUGUGCAGCUAUUGCAGCAGUGCCAGCUUCUGUCACAUGACCUGGACAUCCUCAGCCUUGCAGAGACUUCGCAAGUUGUCUACCUGGCCAAUGGCGUCUACACCUGCCUUCAGGAGCUCAACACAAACUUCCGUCAGAUCAUCUUCCCAGAGGCUCUGCGCUGCAUGCUGAAGGGAGAAAAUACAUUAGAGGCCAUGCUAGCGGAGCUGGACGCACUUAUCGAUCAGUGCGCAGAUGGGGUUUCGCUGCAGGGACUGGGGGAGGUUCUGCAGGCUCACCUUCGUAACACUGCCAUGGGCCUGGAGGAGGAUCCAGAUGACCACUAUCUGGAUAUCACCAGGGUUCUGCGAGCCCAGUACUCAGAACUGAUCCAGCCGCGCAGCAUGGAGAGCUCCGUGCAGGAAACACCCAAGAUGAGUGCCGGUCAGAUGUUGUUGGUAGCUUUUGAUGGCAUGUUUGCACAGUUGGAGACUGCUUUUGGACUUCUGAUUGACAAGCUGAACUCUAUGGAUGUGCCUGCUGCCUGGAGAAAGGUGGAUGUGAUCCGGGAGUCCAGAGCUACACAGGUCCAUUUCUUUGAUAAUGUGCAGACCAGGCAGGUCUUGGAGGAAAUUUUCUUCCUGAAGAGACUCCAGACCAUCCGAGACUUCUUCCGUCUGUGCGGAUCAUUUGCACAGACGCUAUCUGGAACAUGUCCUACACCCACUGAUGAGCCUCCACCCUCAAAUGGCCCAGUACCCAUAGUGAAACCCAUGUACCGAGGCUCCACUGUAGUGACCGAAGACCAGAUGAUGCGGCCCAUCAAAGCCUUCACGGCAGAUUUUGUGAGGCAGAUGCUAAUGGGGCUCCCCACCCAGGCUCUGGGCCUGGCCAUCUGCAGCGCUCUCAGUGCCCUCGGCAUGGAUCUCAUUGCCCAGGUGGAGGCCAAGGACUUUGGCGCUGAGGGGAAGGUUUCUCUGGAUGACCUGUGCAAGAAAGCAGUAGAGCAAGGGGUGCAGGCAGGACGGAUAUCCCAGCUGCUGCUCAACAGGGCUACAGUGCUUGCCAGCUCCUACGACACGGCUUGGAAAAAACUGGACCUGGUACGACGUCUGGAAGUCAGCAUUGAAGCCUGUAAGGUCAGCCUGCAGAGGACUCAGCUUCACAUCGCCAUGUUCCAGUGGCAGCAUGAGGACAUUCUCGGUGCGAGGACGCAGCCCAUGACGGUCAGUCCCCCGCCUCGCUCCAUCAUCCUGAGCAACAUGAAGAAGAAGCUCUACAAACUCAGUCAGGACGAAGCUUCUAUUGGCAGCGUCCAGGAGAAGUUGGCAAGUCUAGAGGGCAGCAUAGAGCAAAGGCUGAAGUGGGCCGGUGGCGCAAACCCUGCACUCGCCCCAGUGCUGCAGGACUUUGAGGCCACUAUAGCAGAACGCCGUGCCUUGGUGAUGAAGGAGAGUCAGCGUGCCAACCAGGUUACUUUUCUCUGCAGCACCAUUCUCAACUUCGAAGGUCUGCGUACCCGCACUCCAGAAGCCUUGAACAUGGAUGCUACACUUUUUGAACUUGUGAAACGAUGCCAGGCCACCUGCUCCUACGCUGCCCAGUUUAGCACCUCCGUUUCCUCUCUGGAACUUCAGCUGCUGCAUAGACUGAGUGCUGCCAUGGAUCUGUCCAUUGGUGGGCCUGAGUGGCUUGUGUACGCACAGAAUCACCUCACCCAGGAGAUGUCCAAUCAGAGAGCCAUGCAGGAGGAAAGAGAGCAGCAGCUGGAGAGAGUGACCGAAACCCUGCAGCUGCUGGUAGACUCCAUUAAAGGCAUCCUGUCCAAUCACAACCGCCAACUUGCUGAUGUUAAGCACCUCCUGCGUGCCAUGGCAAAGGAUGAGGAAAAUGCCCUUGCGGAGGGAGAAGAAGUGACUUAUGAGGGUAGUGUGCGUCAGUUCCUGUCAGAAUACAAAGCAUGGCAGGAUAAUGUGCAGAUAGUGCUUUUCACAGUAGUGCAAGCUACAGGUCAACCACGCAGCCAAGAACAGGUUGAGCUGCUGCAGGAGAUCCCUGCCACCCUGAAGGAGCUAAAGCUUCAGAGCCAGAGCAUCUACAAUGGCUUGGUGAGCUUCGCCUCUCCUCUUGUCACUGAGAGAGGAAGUGACUGUGCAAGUCCCACUUCCACAGUCCAGACCAGCUUUGCUGCUGCAGUGCGCUGCAGUGGAGUGAAGACCCAACCUGACAGCAUGUCUCAGAAUGCCCGCAAAGCUCUUCCUCGAAACUUUGGGACGCCGGUGGACACUCCCCCCAGCACUCUGAUGAUCAACAGUAAAGGACUGGCCCCAAGCCCCAAAAGAGCCGUGCGGGAUCCCAAAACUGGAAGAGCUGUGCAAGAGAGGAAUUCCUACGCUGUUAGUGUGUGGAAGAGGGUGAAGGCCAAACUGGAAGGGAGAGAUGUGGACCCUAACAGGAGAAUGAGUGUCACUGAGCAGGUGGAUUAUGUCAUCAAAGAGGCGACAAACUUGGACAACCUGGCACAGUUGUACGAGGGAUGGACAGCAUGGGUGUGAACGGGAUCCUUGUAGAUCACUUUGGUCCAGCGAGGGUAGAAAUCCACCAAAAUCCACUGGGUCUGGGGCAAUGGAGCCACAGAGCACCAUGCAGGAAAGGGGAGGGGGGGUGUAGAGACCCUCCCUCGGACCCACACCGGAUCCCCGUAGCACAGCUACACCCGGCAAUCCAGCUAAUACAACGAAAUGGGUCUGCAUCUGUCUCCCCGAGAUGUGUGGGGAGCUUACCAAGAUGGGGAGGCGGGGUGGGGGGGGGGGCAAGGCACACGCGGCUUGAACUACCCCCCCAACCAACCCCUGUAUCAACAACAACAACAAAAUAAAUGUCUGUCAACUAUCAAAACAAAUAGGAUUUGCCACAGGGAAAAUUUGCAGGAGACAGUUUAUCCACUCUUUGAGCGACAGUCUGCGAUAAUUAGCGAGUUUCUAGACUACAUUUGUGCGAGAGUGGAGGGAAAGGGUGAUCCGGUCUUAGAGGGAUCCUCUGUUUUUGGAUGGCUUGGGGUCGGGCACGACUUGCGGCUGGAUUGUCUCCUGCUGGAGUGGGUGUGGAGGGCUGUGUGACCAGAAGGCUCAAAGGACUCCAUUGGAAGCCAGAAGGCCUUUGGCAGACCUUAGAGUUCAUUCUUAACCACAAAAAAGACCUUUUCCCCUCAAGUAUAUAUAGGAAACGCUGCAAAAAAGACUUUUUACACCUUCACCAAUGUACUGCACAGAUUUCACAAUUAAAAGGCAAAUUGCAAAGUGGCUUUGGGAACAUUCACCGUCACGUGUUUCUGAAUGUUUGGCACAAUGAAUUGAUGUGCUUGGAGUUGGCAAGUGCUCAGUCUGAGGUCUCUUUGGUUUGAUCCUCGAGUAUGACCCAGGCUCAAUAUGGUGAGAUGUGCAAAUCAGUUUCUAAAUGCUUUUUUUCUUAGUAUGCAUCUCUGAUCUUGUUUGUGUAUUGUAGAUUCUUUCUCCCUUUCCUUCUUUGCUAUGGAUUUAGACUAGAUUGCUCCUUUUUUUUUGACUUGCCUGUGGAAGUGUAUCACCGCUGAUACAUGUCCUCAUUAAAGCUUGUGUUUUACUGAUCUUGACCUAGUUUUACAUUUUUAGUGGGAGAAAUAAGUAAUGGAAUAGUGAUGUGGUGAUGGUUACAAUUGUUGUCUCCUAAUGGUUUUACUCCACUUUGUUGGUCAAAUAAAACUAUAAUUAAACCU